AUGUAUCCCGCGGUACUCGAGGCGGUCCAAGACCACGACGUCGGGCAGCCCCCCCUCAAGAUCCCAGAUUUUACGCGCGUGGCACUAAAGCUCCCAUUCGUGGACCGCCUCAAUGACGGAUACUCUGCCUUCAAAUACACACCUCCCCAAGUCAUCAGUGCUACCAACUUGGUUGCGCUCCUCGGCUCAGCUAUCUACGGCCAGACUGUAGCAGGAACUUUCGAACCCGCCUGCAACGCGUACGCAAGUGGUGGCCAAGGGGAGACGUAUAUGCGCGCAUAUACCGUUUUGGACUCUCUUGUUCCCAAUGCUAAGCCUGUCGCUGACAUAUCCUUUGGAGCGGCGGCGAGUAUCCCAUACACCCUCGAAGCUUUUAUGAAUGUCCUGAACCAGCCUCUUUUCGGAGACGGCGUACCGUUAUGUGACAACUACAUCACCCUGUUCAAUACCACUGUAACGUCCGGAAUGUAUGCCCCGGUGCCUGUAAAGGGCACGGUUGCGGUUCGAUCGCCGUUGUACCCGACUGAAGAGACAUUUGAGGACGUUUAUGGGUACAGGAUGGCGAAUGCGUUUGUAGAGAGGAACGGUGUGGAUUGUGAGAGUUUAAAGGGGUAUUCUGGGAGGUAA
Molecule: messenger RNA, 627 nt
Organism: Didymosphaeria variabile
Lineage: Eukaryota; Fungi; Ascomycota; Dothideomycetes; Pleosporales; Didymosphaeriaceae
Exons: 3
Coding region: 1-627 (208 amino acids)
Source: RefSeq, a predicted model, not a curated record